Messenger RNA from Otolemur garnettii (small-eared galago), 826 nucleotides. RefSeq names its product lysosomal-associated transmembrane protein 4B-like. The record is from RefSeq and is a predicted model, not a curated record. Gene Ontology annotation, cellular component: lysosomal membrane. Lineage: Eukaryota; Metazoa; Chordata; Mammalia; Primates; Galagidae.
GACACUGCCCCGGCGGCCGGAGCGAUGAAGAUGGUCGCGCCCUGGAGGAGGUUCUACUCCAACAGCUGCUGCCUGUGCUGCCAUGUCCGCACUGGCACCAUCCUGCUUGGCGUCUGGUACCUGAUCAUCAAUGCUGUGGUACUGCGGAUUUUAUUGAGCGCCCUGGCUGACCCAGAUCAGCAACACUUUUCAAGUUCUGAACUGGAAGGUGACUUUGAGUUCAUGGAUGAUGCCAACAUGUGCAUCGCUAUUGCAAUUUCUUUUCUCAUGAUCCUGAUAUGUGCAAUGGCUACGUAUGGAGCAUAUAAGCAGCGUGCUGCCUGGAUUGUCCCGUUCUUCUGUUACCAGAUCUUUGACUUUGCCCUGAACGCCUUGGUUGCAGUCACUGUGCUCGUCUAUCCAAACUCCAUCCAGGAGUGCAUACGGCAGCUGCGUCCUAAUUUUCCCUACAAAGAUGAUAUCAUGUCUGUGAAUCCUACCUGUUUGGUCCUUUUUAUUCUUCUGUUCAUUAGCAUUAUCUUGACUUUUAAGGGUUACUUGAUUAACUGUUGGAACUGCUACCGAUCCAUCAAUGGCAGGAACUCGUCUGACAUCCUGGUUUAUGUCACCAGCAAUGACACUUUGGUGCUGUUACCCCUGUACGAAGAUGCUGCUGUGACCGGCACUGCAAAGGAGCCGCCGCCACCUUACCUGUCAGCCUGAGCCUAAGAGUGGGGUGGGGCAGAGAGCAUCAGCUUUGCUUUUCAGAUGUCUGAGCAACAGUUCUAUUAUUUCACUCUUGAGAUGAGCUCUGAGUUUGUUGCUGAAAUGCUACAUUGUAAAAUUU